CUCACUGUGUUCUGAUAGACAGGAACUGACGGUGAACUGACUUCAUUACGUCUUGGCCACUUUUCAAGCGGUUGAGGCCGGAAGCAACAGCUGCCUUCUUCAAGGAGGAACUUCGGCGGUUUGCGUCUAGCAGAAGAUCAAGACUGGGUUGAAGCCUUGACCAGAAGAUGCAGCUGCCAAAUUGAACUACGUGAAGAGAUUCUACCAAAUCCCAACGAUGUUGAUGGUUGGUAUUUUUCUCUUGCUCGUUACCGGCACCGUUCAAACAUCAUCCGGCCCUGAUUCGGUGACGGUACGAGGUUCUGACUACGGUGGAUCAGCCUCUGUGGACCGAGGCAGCUUGACGAACGUUACGCUGCCGUACUCGCCCGUUCAAACGUCGUCCAAUGCCACCACACUCAGUCGCCGUUCGUCAGACGAGCUUCAGAACUCAAGGCUAACAAUCCUGCGGUUCUACACUGUGAUAGUGGUGCUUGGCAUCUCCGUUGUUGCUGGAGUACUCUUGGUCGUCUUCGGGUUGUUCUUCAAGGGGGAAGCCUUUAGGAAAUCUGCGGACGAUCGGAUGAAGGACAACACCAGAGAGGGAUUCGACAGAAUCAACAGUGACCUGUUCCUUCUUGGCCUAUCCGUGUAAAAAAAAACGAGGACACAUACAAUUUUGCGUGCGGCAACAUUAGGAAAUUGUGGAGGACCAAGGACUGUGGUGCUUUGAGCGAUUUAAUCAGAAGCUCGACGAUAGUGUCGAUGAAAUCGGUUGGACUGGUUAUAUGAAAGAUACCUGCGAUACCUCGCUCUUUUGUGUUUCAACGUUCGCUAGCUCUACGGAAAACAAGAAUGAGACGACUGAAAACGCGUUAUGGCCCCACAGGUAUUAUUCUCAACAUUUCUUUAUCGAAACAAUGACGAAUUUAUCAGGUGCUUUGGUAUAAGAAAAAACAGCAACUGCGACCUUUCAAAAAGUUCCUAUAUAUACCCAUAGAAUAAUGACGCUGUACAUUUCG
This is a messenger RNA of Branchiostoma belcheri (Belcher's lancelet), 1001 nucleotides long. RefSeq lists its product as uncharacterized. NCBI's taxonomy places the organism in Eukaryota, Metazoa, Chordata, Leptocardii, Amphioxiformes, Branchiostomatidae. The record is from RefSeq and is a predicted model, not a curated record. Bases 218 to 634 code for a protein of 138 amino acids. The transcript has a single exon.